AUGCGUCGUGGCCAGACUUGGUUAGGGACAGUAACGCUGUUUUUUGUUCUACAGCACUCGGAAAUGAAACACAGCAAUCAUCUAGAGGAACUCGAGCUCACUCCCAGUAUAAGACAUCAUCAUAGACACAGACAUAAGCAAACUGAAGCAACCAUUGAACCCCUUAUUGUUAAAGAACCUUUAGACCAUAUAUUUGAUAGAUUGAACGUUCCUCUAACGAGUUACAGAGAAAAAACACUGUUCGAUAGAAACUUGGUAAGUUACGAUAUGGUAGCUCUUGAAGAAAGACAAAAUGAUUGGUUCAAUACGUCCAAGGAGCUGGGAGAGUUAAAAGAGAAGAAGCAUCAGCACUGGCCUAUUAAAAGAGAAGCGGUAAUCGAAGGAGAUUUGGUUCUAGGUGGUUUGAUGAUGGUACACGAAAGAUCGGAUAAUAUGACCUGUGGUCCAGUGAUGCCGCAAGGAGGUGUGCAGGCUGUGGAAACAAUGUUGUAUACGUUAGAUAUUAUAAAUAAUAAACUGAAAUUGAUACCUGGAGUUAAGAUUGGUGCUCAUAUCCUUGACGACUGUGAUAGGGACACUUAUGGAUUGGAAAUGGCUGUUGAUUUUAUAAAAGGUUCAAUCAGCAACAUAGAUGAUGCGGAGUAUGCAUGCAAUGCUACAGCCGUGAGGAAGGUGAUUUCCGGAGUGGUGGGCGCUGCAUCAAGCGUCACGUCGGUGCAAGUGGCCAACCUUUUGAGACUCUUCAAGAUUCCCCAGGUCUCCUUCUUCUCCACGUCUCCGGAACUGUCCAACAAAGCUCGUUUCGAGUAUUUCACAAGGACAAUUCCAUCUGAUAUGCACCAGGUGCGUGCAAUGGUCAAGAUUGUCACCAAGCUGGGCUGGAGUUACGUGUCCAUUAUCUACGAAGAGUCGAGCUAUGGGAUAAAGGCUUUUGAAGAGCUGGAGGCGCUAUUGGCGCGGAACGGGAUCUGCAUCGCUGUCAAAGAGAAGCUGGUGAAGGACUCCGGAGUAGCUACGGAAGCUGCUUAUGACGAGAUCGUGCAGAAGUUACUCACCAAACCGAGAGCGAGAGGGGCCAUCAUCUUCGGUUCAGAUCAAGAAGUGGCUGGUGUGAUGAGGGCUGUGGAGAGACUCAACGCUACUGGAGCCUUUAGCUGGGUUGGGUCCGAUGGCUGGAGCGCCAGGGCUCUCGUGUCCGAUGGCAAUGAAAGGGCAGUGGAAGGGACUAUCAGCGUGCAGCCUCAGGCCAACGACGUCAAAGGUUUCAAGGAGUACUUCCUGGGGCUGAACGUGAAGAAUAACAGGAGGAACCCUUGGUUUGUUGAGUUCUGGGAAGACCACUUCCAAUGCCGGUACCCUGGCAGCCUGCGCACCCCCUACAACGGGCAGUACCAUCGCGCCUGUUCCGGUAUGGAACGCCUCACCGACAGCAACACUGAGUUCGAGCGGCAGCUACAGUUCGUGUCGGACGCUGUGAUGGCCUUCGCUUACGCUAUCAGGGACAUGCACGGAGAGGUGUGCGGCGGCCGGCCGGGGCUCUGCGAGGCGAUGCGGCCAGCCAGUGGCGCCGACCUUCUGCGAUAUCUUCGGAAAGUUAACUUCACCGGUCUAAGCGGCGACGAGUUCCGCUUCGACGCCAACGGGGACGGGCCGGCGCGAUAUAACAUCCUCCACUUCAAGCAGGUGUCCCGAGGAGCCUACCACUGGGUGAAGGUGGGGCAGUACCUCGACACCGAACUGCAGCUUCAUUUAGACGCGAUCCAGUUCAAGUGGGGCGAGAGGCGGCCACCGGAGUCUGUAUGCAGUGCGGAGUGCGAGCUGGGCCAGGCCAAGCAGUACGUGGAGGGAGAGAGUUGUUGUUGGCACUGCUUCAACUGCACACAGUACGAGAUACGCUCUCCAGAACUGGAGACGGCCUGCCAGGUGUGUCCGUGGGGCACUCUGCCCGACCUAACCAAAACUCGCUGCAGAGCCAUACCGGAGGCAUACCUGAGGCCCGACUCGGCGUGGGCGAUCGGGGCCAUGUCUUUCUCUUCCGUUGGCAUACUACUCACGGCGUUCGUAUGUGGCGUGUGGGUCCGCCACAGCUCCACGCCGGUGGUGCGUGCGAGCGGGAGGGAGCUAUCUUACGUCCUGCUCGCCGGCAUCCUCAUGUGCUACCUCGUCACCUUCGCGCUGGUCUUCCGACCGACGGAUAUCUUGUGUUCAAUACAGAGGUUUGGUACCGGAUUCUGCUUCACGGUAGUCUACGCGGCCUUACUGACGAAGACCAACCGGAUCUCGCGUAUCUUCAACGCCAGCAAGCACUCCGCAAAACGGCCUAUACUCAUCUCUCCGAGUUCUCAGCUUGCGAUCUGCUCCGCACUCGUCUCUAUACAGGUUCUGAUCGUGGUGGUGUGGAUGAUCGUGGCGCCCGCACGCGCCAUGUUCCACUACCCAACUCGCGAGGACAACAUGCUGGUGUGCGACUCGUACGUGGACGCCUCGUACAUGAUCGCAUUCUUCUACCCCAUAGUGCUUAUCGUGGUUUGCACCGUGUACGCCGUGCUCACCAGGAAGAUACCCGAGGCCUUUAACGAGAGCAAGCAUAUAGGUUUCACCAUGUACACGACGUGCGUGAUAUGGCUCGCCUUCGUGCCGCUGUACUUCGGCACGGCGAGCCACGUGCCGCUUCGCAUCACCAGCAUGGCGGUCACCAUCUCCCUCAGCGCCAGCGUCACUCUUGUCUGCCUGUUCUCACCCAAGCUUUACAUAAUUCUGGUGCGUCCAGAACGCAACGUGCGGCAGAGCAUCAUGCCGGUGCGUUACAGCCGCAAGCCACCCGCCGCCCUCGCAAUACCGCACCCGCCCAACAAGAAACCGCCAUGUGCCGAUAAAGAAACACAAACAGACCCGGUGGAGUUCAACAAACUCACCAACGGUCAAACCGUCCAGGCCAAAAAUGGAGUCAACGUUAAAGACGAGAAGAAAGAUACCAGCGACAAAGUUAAAGAUAAACAUGAAAAAAAUGAUAGUGAAGGUGUAAAAUGCAACAGUGUGAAGAUAAACCGCGAAGACAAGAAAGUGCGCUCAACGAACGAGAAACGCGAGGGCUUAUAGCAACGGGAGUCGUCGAAGUCCCUCAACGACGUGGUGGCCGGCGGGAACAAUAAUUGCUUUAAGAAGAAAAGCUGCUCUUGCAAACUAAAGGAACGUAAGCCGAUUGUGGUCUGAUGCGGAACUCAGUUGUUUAGACCGCUUGUUGUUGCCGCUUGCGAUCUCACAUAGGGCUCGGAAACGACAUUUAUUUAGACUGAACCAUUUUCAUUCCAAAUUGAUUUCGGAACGCUACCUCAACCCGCUCUAUUACUAUUAGGGACGUGUACACGGAUUCAAAGCGACUUCGACAGAACGUGUCUCUACCGCGCCGGUCAAUCAACCCAGUCAACGAUCACACAAGGACCAGCGGAUUAACCGGUUAUUUAAUUUCAUUCCCCCUGAUACCGUUCUUUACAACGAUUUUCUUACUAAUGUAGCUUAACUGAUAAGUAAAAUAAACUGGCUUUCAAGCCAUGCUCUCAGACUAAAGCUAGAAACAUACUUUUAACACGUACCCGACCAUACAGGUUGGAUAACAUGUUAUGUAUUAAAAGGGACCGACCACGCGACGAAUGUUGAGUCGAGGUUUCUUCUUCUUUUCAAAUUACUUGUGUGGUGAAUUUUUUUGCGUCUUACAUCGGCGACCCAAUUAAUGUUACAAAUGCCUACAGCCAGCUGGUAAAAAUCUAAUUGAAUUCUGAUUUGAGUGGCUUGUUUCCAGUUAAUUCCCAGUCGCCCUCAUACUGAGCUUUCUUACGGGGCCCAUAGUAAGCAAUUCUUAUUUAAUAAUAAAUUAAACAGCAGUAUACAAAGCAGCAGCAAAUGCAGUUGUAGAUAAGCUACACCAAAACCUUCAGAGUCAUUUUGCGCAUAUUGUUAAAAAAAGGCGAGUUAUUGUAGUGAGUCGGGCAUGUUUGCCUAUUCCGGAGUCCCCGCUGUUCCACGCUGUGCUUCGUAAAAGAAUUGUGAGUUUCUGGGAAACCGUCCAAAAUUCUAAUAAUAGGAACAUUAGAAUCGUCGCUCAAGCUUCCCCUGACAACAUAUUUUUUAAACAUGGUUAA
This is a messenger RNA of Pararge aegeria (speckled wood butterfly), 4139 nucleotides long. RefSeq names its product metabotropic glutamate receptor 2-like. Gene Ontology annotation, biological process: G protein-coupled receptor signaling pathway. The coding region runs from base 1 to 3099 and encodes 1032 amino acids. The transcript has 18 exons. Gene Ontology annotation, cellular component: membrane. NCBI's taxonomy places the organism in Eukaryota, Metazoa, Arthropoda, Insecta, Lepidoptera, Nymphalidae. The record is from RefSeq and is a predicted model, not a curated record. Gene Ontology annotation, molecular function: adenylate cyclase inhibiting G protein-coupled glutamate receptor activity.